Messenger RNA from Saccharomyces mikatae IFO 1815, 552 nucleotides. RefSeq names its product Ldb7p (gene LDB7). The record is from RefSeq and is a predicted model, not a curated record. Gene Ontology annotation, biological process: chromatin remodeling. Gene Ontology annotation, cellular component: RSC-type complex. The transcript has a single exon. The coding region runs from base 1 to 552 and encodes 183 amino acids. Lineage: Eukaryota; Fungi; Ascomycota; Saccharomycetes; Saccharomycetales; Saccharomycetaceae.
AUGAGUGGAAACAAUAUGGGAUAUUAUGAGGUGAUUGCAGGGUUAUCAGCACUAGAAAAGUCGCCGCAGGUAGUAUUCAGUGCAGCAGAGCUGCAGCAGCUCACGCAGCAAUCUGCAGACACCAAUAAAAACACUAAGGGCAGUGAGAACAGUAAAAUGAGGAUAUCCAGGCCCAAAAGAGUAGCCGUACAUGGUUAUCUAGGCGGCAAAGUGUCACUCGCCGAUGCGGCGCAAGUAGAGUAUGAGGUUGGACACUCGCUGCUGGGUAGCUAUGUGCCACGCCAGCAGCUGGAGGCUCUCUCCAGUGUGGACUUUGCCCACCAUUUCCACCGUACAUUAGAAUGCAAGACUGCGCUAGAGACGCACGACGUCUUUCUUGCCGGCGCAGGCCAAUUGUCGCUACCUUUCCAAUCGCAUAUAGAGAGUCCCAGAGAGGACGAACUGAAAAGGAAAAGAAAAGUGUUGAUAUGCAAACGGUGCCAAUCACGAUUUAUAGGCACUCAUAGACGGUCUCAACUUAGAGAACAUGCGUGCGUAGAUCAAGCCAUCUAG